UUAGGGAAAAAUUUUCAGUUGCGGCUGGCUAGUGUGACGGUUCGGUCGGUAGCACACUCAGCAAAGUGACGGUGAAAUACAUUUCUUUUUCGGUUGACAUAAGUGUGGUUCGGUUUUGUUUAAUUACAGUGUUCUUCAAGUGAUUAAAUUGUUCGAAUACUAAACAUAAUAUUCUGGGUAAUGAAUUGCGGCCUUCAGCACUUGGGAAGGUAGUAAUAAUCAUGGUUACAUUAGCAACUAAUGUCAUUGAAAAUAAUUAAAUUAAAGUCAGUGGAAUCGAUCCAGAAAUAGUAGAAUCGCUUGACAUUUUCUGUCAGUAGAAGCUCACUGAAGGCACUUUCACACGUUUCUGCUAAUAAGAAAUGAAGGAUUAUUUUAAAGUUUACACCAAGAGGAACAUUGUCAAGCGUCACGUUAAAUAAGCAAAAAUCAAUAAUAAUAAUAGGAUUUACACCGGUGCAUUUACCGAAAUCCAAUCAGAUGCGAUCGAUAACUGGUGGUUUCACGAGUGUUGUAAUCUUGUCUAGCUGUCUCAACGGACCAGGAAGUGUGCGCCCGCGGUGGAAGGAGCAUGUUCAGAAGUGCUUACAGGAACAAAACAUAAUAAGUGGGUCGACUGACCUAUGUUGAAGCGACAGUGGAUGCAUGUAAUACGCACUACGUAACAGUGUACAUAUUCCGGUUCUGCUACUGUGGAUUAUCGUUGCUUGGAUCAUAUUCGCUCGGAACUUGUAUGCAGCUGUGGUGAAAUAUAACAACACAGUUAAACUGCACACGCGCCGUCAACUGCACUCGACCGUCCAAUUAACUGCUGCAUGGAACGAUUGUCGUGGUGAGCCGAGGUCCGCCAAUUAAGAUGCCCCACUUGAAAAUUGACACCCUUCCCGAGCCGGGCAAUCGGUACCGGCUCGGUGAACCCAUCGGGAAUGGAGUUUGCGGGAAGGUGUUCAAAGCCGUCGAUACGAAUGCUAGUAACAAGACCGUAGCCAUCAAAAUACAGCGGUACGAGGGGGAGAUGAAAACCGCCAUCCAGGAGGAGUAUCGUGUUCUUCGAGAUUAUUCGAAAAACGCGAAUCUGCUAGACUUUUAUGGUGUUUAUCGGAAAAAGAUUCCUGGGGACGUAGACGAAAUUUGGUUCAUUCUGGAGUACUGCGAGUACGGUCCAGUCAUAGAUGUGGUCAACAAAAUUCACGCAACUAAUCGGCGCAUCAACGAAGAUCAAAUUUCCUUCAUUAUACGUGAAACAGCGAAAGCCUUGGUUUAUCUUCACGAAAACCAUGUCAUUCACCGUGAUGUUAGAGGUCAUAACAUUCUUCUGAAUAAGGACGGUGAGGUGAAACUUUGUGACUUUGGAAUCGCCCGAGAUGUUAAAUCAACACUAGGCAAACGAGGAACCUGCAUAGGUUCUCCUUGUUGGAUGGCCCCGGAAAUCAUAACCAGUUCAAAAAAUAGCGAUGAAGUGUACGAUACCAGAUCCGACGUGUGGGCUCUCGGAAUCACCGCAAUUGAGCUAGGUGAUGGAAAACCACCGUUUGCCGAUAUGCAUCCGACGAGGACGAUGUUUCAAAUUGUUCGAAAUCCACCACCGACGUUGUAUCGACCGGCUAAUUGGACGCAGAACUAUAAUGAUUUCGUUGCGGAGUGCCUAGAGAAAAAUGCGGACCAUCGUCCAUUUAUGAUGGAAAUCAUUGAGCAUCCUUUCCUGACGGGAUUACCGGAAAACGAUUAUCAUAUAAGCCAAGAACUGAAGAUGCUUGCCGAUUCGGUCACGCAUGUCAAGCUUCCGGCGAAGGAUGAUGUGAAGGUAGUUAAAGAUGCUCUUAAAAAACCCGAUAACCGGACCGAAAAAAUGCAUGUAGAAGAUUUGGCUGCUUUGGAAAGCCUCACCGAGGAUACCAUCCUCGAAGAGCUGAUCCAACGGUAUAAGAACGCAAACAACUACACCUUUGUUGGCGAUGUGCUAAUUUCGAUGAAUCCGAACGAAGAAAUUCCCGAAUAUGAUCGAGCGUUCCACUCGAAGUACAUGUUCAAAUCACGCUCGGACAACGCUCCGCACAUAUUCGCCAUCGUGGAUAGUGCCUACCAGGACAUGUUGCACCACGAGGAACCGCAGCACAUCAUCAUGUCCGGUGAAAGUUACUCCGGUAAAACCACCAAUGUCAAGUUGAGCAUGAAACAUCUCGCCGUGCUGGGCGAGGGUAAUCCCGGAGUGUACAAUCGCAUCGAAUCCGGGUAUAAAGUUAUUUCCGCUAUGAUCAAUGCCGGCAGCCCCCUGAAUCCGGAUUCAACGAGGAGCAUCGCACAGGUGCAAAUGACAUUUGGCUCAACCGGGAAGUUAUCCGGCGCUAUAUUUUGGGUAUAUCUGUUGGAAAAGCUUCGCAUUUCUUCUACCAAUAUGAACCUCUCGAACUUUCAUAUCUUCUACUACUUCUACGACGCAAUGGAAGCCGACGGACGGUUGGGCGAAUUUUCGCUUAAAAGGGGCAGACACUACCGCUACCUUCGCAUUCCCGAGUCGAGCAGCGGCUCGAAGCUCAAGUACUGUCGGGACAACGUCAAAGGGAACAUUCGGGCGUUUAAAGAGUUCGAGCAGUUGUUGAUUUCGCUGGAGUUUUCACCGGAAUCGCUCGAAACCAUGAACAAGACACUGGCUGCUAUUUUGCUGCUGGGCGAAGUUCGGUUUCGGGAUAACGGCAACGUAACUGAACUGGAAAAUUUCGAAAUUCCCAGCAAAGUGGCUGCUUUGCUAAAGCUGGACGAAAAGAAAUUCCAGUGGGCAUUGUUGAAUUACUGCGUUAUUAUCAAGGGAGCCGCCCAGAAAAGACGCCAGACGCCGGAUGAGGCCAGAGACGCUAGGGAUGUGCUUGCCGCGACCAUCUACAAUCGGCUGGUCGAUUGGUUGAUUAACACCGUUAACCAGAAACUAUCGUUUGGAAGGGCAAUUUAUGGCGAUCAACACUCCACGACCAUCACCGAUCACUUCGGAUUUGAAUGUCUCCAUCGUAACCACCUCGAUCAGCUGGUUGUAAACUCAUUGAACGAACAGAUGCAGUACUUGUACAAUCAACGGAUGUUCGUCUACGAAAUGAUUGAACAGGAAGAGGAACAAGUUCCGGUGGUACAGCUACACUUCUACGACAACAAGUUGGCCGUGGAUCAUCUGAUGAAUAAACCUCGGGGUCUGUUUUGUUUCAUCGACGACGCAAGUCGUGGUCGUCACAGUCAGAGUUUCGUCAUAGAAUCAAUAAAUCAUAACAAUAGUCCGUUCAUAAAGCGCGCCAGUCCUAACGAGUUUACAGUAGCUCAUUACACCGGCCGGAUCACGUACGAUGCGAGGGAUGUGGCCGAUAAGAAUCGGGAUUUUAUUCCUCCGGAAAUGAUUGAAACCUUGCGUGACUCCCGCGAACCUAUGAUCAAGAUGAUGUUCUCGAAUAAGCUAACCAAAACCGGUAAUUUAACCAUGGCCAGCGUCGAAACUUCGGAAACAAAGAAAGAAGAACCCAGCAAAAAGAAGCGCUGGGGAGCUGCGUUGGUAGCUGAGAAAGGGAAGGGUAAAAAAAUGAUGAAUACAUUGUCGAAGGGAAUGUACUCACAGAUUCAUAAGAUGCGAACAAUAGCGAACGUGUUUCGAUCUACUAGCCUUGAGUUGAUUCGAACCCUGGCAGUUGGACCGAACAGUGGGGGAACGCACUUUGUACGCUGUAUUCGAUCAGACCUAGAAUAUCAACCGGGUGGUUUGUCGAAAGAAAUGGUCCGUCAACAGGUUCGAGCGAUGUCUAUUCUGGAUACAGCAAGGGCACGCCAGAAGGGAUACUCCCAUCGAAUUCCGUUUCCAGAGUUUAUGAGAAGAUAUCAGUUUCUGGCGUUCGAGUUCGAUGAAAAUGUGGAACUUACCCGAGAUAACUGUCGACUGCUUCUAGUGCGAUUGAAGCUAGAAGGAUGGGUUAUUGGAAGAACCAAGGUUUUCCUCAAAUACUACAAUGUGGAGUAUUUGUCACGAUUGUAUGAAACACAGGUCAAGAAAAUUAUUAAAGUGCAAGCAAUGAUGAGAGCGUUUCUUGCCAAACGAAAUAUUGCAUCCAAGUUGAAGGGUUUGCAUCGAGAAUCGGUUCGAAAACUAAAUGCUCAACGUAACCCGGAUCAAGCUGCUACGAAGAUACAAACGGCUUUUCGUGGUCACUUAGCCCGUAGAAAAUAUGGCCCUCUGAUUAAUGAACGCACCGGUCAUCUGGAUGCGGACACCGCAGCCUUUCUCAAGUCAUUUGUCUACCGUUGGAGGAAAAAAUCUAUGUAUCAGAUUCUGCUGCAGUAUCGUGCGGCCCGGUACCAGGAUUUAGUCAAUUUUUCUCAACAGGUUCACAUAUUCAAUCAACGCUUUAUGGCAGGAACAGCAACCUGCAGUAACUGUAUCAUGAUGGAUAGGAUUGACGGAAAUCAACGCAAUCGUGCUCUGCUAGGACCACAACGUUGCUCAGUUUGGAAGUUACCGUUCCGAAUGGAUGACAUUCCGUUCUUCGACACAACCUUCAUGUGUGAUCCAUCGGCCGCUUCCUCCUUGUACACUGGGAACACAUCGGACUCGGAAGACUGGGAUGCUCCGCUGAGAAGAAGAAAGAAUCUGUCUUCGGAGAUAACGCAAUCCAAUCAACGUGGGGCUUCUAGGAAUAACUACGAACAUAACUUCACCAACGAACCGUACCAUCGAGAUUCAAGUAGACCAAUUAGGAGAGUAUCGCCGGGUUACAACAACGACUAUCAGGCUCGGAGGUACGCCAGUCCGUCCCCCACCAACAUGUCUUCAGUAUAUUCACCGGUAUCCUAUGGUAUGCAGAGCAGCAACGGCAUGCGAAAUAAAUUCGGUUCUCCCGGAAUGAAUGAUUUUUCGUCCAAAUCUGGGGCCUACAAAAAACGACCGGCACCAAUGGCUCCCGGUAUGAUGUCAUCUUCGUCGAAUGACUACAAAAAACGUCCUGCUCCACAGCCAGUGAAAUCAUGGGAACCGAAACCGAAUUCUGACUACAACUAUGAAAGCAAAAUCAAUCCAAUUAGAGAAUUAGAAUCACUUGGGCGGAAGCAUACUUCGGACGAGCGUGAUCAAUCAGAUGACGAACCGCCGUUCAACUUCCAGAGCAUGUUACGCAAAACAAACUACAACCGGGCUUCGAUGAAACGUGCCACCAACGAUAACCGCAUGUCCGUGUCCAACAUUGACUUCGGUGACGGGAACAACAACUUCAACAAGGAUCGUACGAAUGAUAACGUUAUCUACCAGAGCAGAGUGCAAGACAAGCGAUCCAAAUCAACGCCCAGUUUGGUGCAAGAAAGCGCGCCCAAGAUCAACGAGCCUCAGGCUGGACCAUCGCGCAGCCGUUCGUCGGCAUCGAUGACCUUCGAUCAGAACAAGAACAACUAUGUGCAGGAGGAAAUCGCACCCGGAGUCAUCAUUGAAGGGUACGUCGCCGAACUUUGAGGAAUUCUGCAGCUAACGUUAAAGGUGUUUUUGAUUGAGUGUUGUUUGUAGUUCGUAAUUGUUUCGCAAGAUUAAAGCUCUUUGUUUGUUUCGCCA
Molecule: messenger RNA, 5566 nt
Organism: Malaya genurostris
Lineage: Eukaryota; Metazoa; Arthropoda; Insecta; Diptera; Culicidae
Gene: ninaC
Product: neither inactivation nor afterpotential protein C
Exons: 13
Coding region: 857-5470 (1537 amino acids)
Biological process (GO): protein phosphorylation
Cellular component (GO): myosin complex
Molecular function (GO): cytoskeletal motor activity; protein binding; protein tyrosine kinase activity
Source: RefSeq, a predicted model, not a curated record